Messenger RNA from Ricinus communis (castor bean), 2138 nucleotides. RefSeq names its product vicianin hydrolase. NCBI's taxonomy places the organism in Eukaryota, Viridiplantae, Streptophyta, Magnoliopsida, Malpighiales, Euphorbiaceae. Gene Ontology annotation, biological process: carbohydrate metabolic process. The transcript has 13 exons. The record is from RefSeq and is a predicted model, not a curated record. Gene Ontology annotation, molecular function: beta-glucosidase activity.
UUAUUUAUAAUUAAAUAAAAAAACAUAAAAAGUACUGUUUGAAAUGCUCUGAGAUUAAUAGUAUAAUUAUAAAUAUCUCACACUAUUCUAAAAUAUCUCACUCCCAAUCAUUGAGAAAAAAAAGAAGUAAAAUUGGCAUACGUUAGUACAUGAUAUACUUUAAUUUAAUCUUACACUGAAAGAGAAAAAAAAUCUAAAACACCAAAACCAAAAGAUGCCUUUGCAUAUUUUAUUAUAAAUAGGGGCUUGAAGUGAAGGGCAAGGCAGCGAAAGAGAAAAAGAAAAAUAUAGAAAAAGAACAGUAAGCAAUGGCAACUCAAGGUGCCUUUCUUCUGUGUUGCCUAGUGAUGAUCGGUGGGUUUCUGGGUAACACCUCUGCCACAAAACCAGGUCAUUACACAAUGCCAUUCAAUAGGAGUAGUUAUCCUUCUGGUUUCAUCUUUGGAGCUGGUUCUGCUGCUUACCAGUCUGAAGGAGCUGGCCACAUAGAUGGCAAGGGACCGAGUAUUUGGGAUAACUUUACAAAGCAGCAUCUCGAAUUUAUUGAAGGCCAUAAUGAAAGAGUUAUAUUUGGGUACUUCUGGGUAACCCAAAAUGGUGGUUUUGCAGAGAAAAUUUGGGACCACAGCACUGGAGAUGUAGCUGAUGACUUUUAUCACCGUUACAAGGAGGACAUUCACUUGAUGAAAAAAAUUGGAUUUGACUCCUUUAAAUUCUCCAUCUCAUGGUCUAGAAUACUGCCCAAGGGAAAAGUCAGUGGAGGAGUGAAUCCAAAAGGAGUCAAAUUCUACAACGAUCUCAUUAAUGAGCUUAUUGCCAAUGGUCUAACACCAUUUGUAACAUUGUUCCAUUGGGAUCUCCCACAAGCACUUGAAGAUGAAUAUAAUGGGUUUUUGAGCCCUAAAGUAGUAAAUGAUUUUCGAGAUUAUGCCAAUUUUUGUUUCAAAACAUUUGGUGACCGAGUCAAGCAUUGGUGCACAUUGAAUGAGCCUUACUCAUUUAGUAUCAAUGGCUAUAAUGGUGGUACAUUUGCCCCCGGUCGAUGUUCUAAGUAUAUGGGGAACUGCACUGCUGGUGACUCUUCCACAGAGCCCUAUCUUGUGGCUCAUCACUUGCUUCUUUCUCAUGCUAGUGCUGUUCAAUUGUACAAGGCAAAAUAUCAGGCUAUUCAAAAGGGACAAAUCGGCAUCACAUUAGUGACCAACUGGUUUAUACCAAAGUCACCAGCAUCAGAGGCUGACAGGAAAGCAGCCAUGAGAGAAGUUGAUUUUUUGUUCGGUUGGUUUGCCCAUCCCAUUACAUAUGGAGAUUAUCCUGAGACAAUGAAAACUUACGUGGGAAAUCGAUUGCCGAAGUUCACAAUAGAACAAUCCGAAUUGCUGAAAGGGUCUCUGGAUUAUAUGGGAGUAAAUUAUUACACCACAAACUUCGUAGCAAACAACCCAACCACCACUUCCAAUCAUAGCUGGACCACUGAUAGCCAGACCAUUCUCUCCGUCACGAAAGCUGGAGUUCCUAUCGGUACACCGACACCGUUGAAUUGGCUAUACGUCUAACCAAAGGGAAUUUACUAUCUCAUGCUUCAUGUUAGGGAUAAGUACAAGAAUCCGCCCAUUUUCAUCACAGAGAAUGGACUUGCCGAUGCGAAUAACGCAUCAAUAUCAAUUGAAGAAGCUCGCAAGGAUGGCUUGAGGAUUAGAUACUUCCACUCCCAUUUGACAUAUCUCUUACAAGCAAUCAAGGAGGGAGCUAAUGUGAAGGGAUAUUAUGCAUGGUCAUUUAUGGACGACUUUGAAUGGGAUGCUGGAUUUACCGUUCGAUUUGGCAUGAUUUAUGUUGACUACAAGAACAAGUUGAAGAGAUAUAUGAAAUAUUCAGCUUACUGGUUCAAGAUGUUCCUUCUGCACUAAGUGGUGAUUCACCCUGGCCAUCUAUCUCUACCUCUCUGUUUUGUUUUCUUCUUCUUCGCUACGAGGGUGUGAGGAUAGCAAGUGAGAGUUUGUUUUUGAGGCCAAUCCAUCAAUUCUGUUUCUCUCUUUGAGUUAUGUUGCGUAUGUUUAAAUGAUGGCCAGGUUUUGCUCCAUGUAGUUGGGCUUUUAUUUAAUAAUGAAAAUAUGUCUCUUCACUUGUUACUUGUA